This is a messenger RNA of Osmerus eperlanus (European smelt), 1389 nucleotides long. RefSeq names its product ly6/PLAUR domain-containing protein 6-like. Gene Ontology annotation, molecular function: acetylcholine receptor inhibitor activity. Gene Ontology annotation, biological process: positive regulation of canonical Wnt signaling pathway. The coding region runs from base 50 to 736 and encodes 228 amino acids. The transcript has 5 exons. NCBI's taxonomy places the organism in Eukaryota, Metazoa, Chordata, Actinopteri, Osmeriformes, Osmeridae. The record is from RefSeq and is a predicted model, not a curated record.
CAUGAGCAAGGACGAAUCCACUCCACAGCUUUCUAACUAGUUUGUAUACAUGAAUGAGUAUUUGUCAAACAUUUACGGUUACAUAAAGACGAAAGGAGAAACCCUAACCCUAACGAAAGAAGAAAGUGUUUUGCUUGCUGGAUGUUUUUUUCUGAAGACGCUGCUGGCCAAUCGGACACCUGCAUGUGGAGGGUCUCAACCAACCAUGGAGGCCUGGCCAACAGUGGCCCGGGUCCUGCUGCUGGCACUCCUCGCUGAUUGGCCAAAAAAUGCCCAAUCACGUGAUUUUACAGUGAAAGACAUCAUCUUGCUCCAUCCAUCAUCAACACCUCAUCCUGGUGGAUUCAAAUGCUUCACAUGCAAAGACUCUGCAGAUAACUAUGAGUGUAACCGCUGGGCCCCAGACGUAUACUGUCCUCGAGAAACACGGUACUGCUACACACUCCACAUGAUGGACGUCCAGGGGGAUAGCGUGUCCGUGACCAAGCGCUGUGUGGCCCUGGAGGACUGUCUUUCCACCGGCUGCACAGACGUCAACAAUGACGGCUACCAGGUCUGCAUCUCUUGUUGCGAAGGAAAUAUUUGUAACCUGCAGUUGCCGAGAAACAAGACAGGUGCAGUAUUCUCCACCUCCUCCCCGCUCCGAAGUGCCACCCUGCAGCUUUCCAGCACCUGGCUGCUCAGUGGCUCUGUCGUUGCAAACCUCCUCAGCAUUACACUAGCCAGCCACACAUGACAAUGGAAAGGCUUCCAACGGUAGCCAUGAGCCUAGCAGGACAUGUGGGUGUAUGUAGAGGUCUGAGAUCUCGUAUUAUUAUCUCUUGGGUUGUGUAAUUUAUUUAAUGUUUACUGUACCGGAGCAGUAUUAAUUCAUAGAACCACACAUAGAUGAUGUCAUUGUUUAUUUCUUUUUAUACCCGUCAUGUUUUUAUUUGAUUUUUCCAGAGUUUACUAGGCUAUUGGCAAAGAAUGACCUUUAAAAGAGAAUAUAGUACCAGUAAAUACCAAACAGCUGAAUGUUAAUUAGGUUAGCUAAAACACAAUUCAAACUUAAAGGGACAUCAGUGGGUAAAGAAAUUUUUUCAUACUUGCAUGCUCUUUCUCAACUAUGUGCAGAAAUGAAAGUGUGGGAUUGGAUUCCAUCUUGAAAUUUGAUGUUCACAAGUCUGUUAUAGUACAUGUUUGUACUCUGCAGCGUGUACAUAGAAAGUAUUUAUUUUUAUAUUAAUUUUGUGGAUACAAUUUGUUACUUUGAACUAUUAUAUAGGUUGUAUAAUUAAUGUUUUUGAUGAAGUAGUAGAGAACUAAAACUAGUUUGUGGACAGAUACUAAGAGUUUUUUUUUGCUGUAUAUCUGUUUCGUCCAAUUAAAACAUUGGCUGGCACUGUU